UCGGCCUAUAUCUCGAAGUUGCACGAGGCAGGUUUCUUCGGAAUGCGCAUACAGUUUGUCUGAUGAGUUUUGGAUUGGACUAAACCGACAAGCAUGACCGCGCAAGCCGAUGAAGCCAGUUUUUCCGAGGAAGAGAAGCAGAUUCUAUCAUCUCUGGACAGUUGCCUGUAUGGAUUUGUCAAACUGGAUGCCCCGGAGAAUGCUGCUAGGAAAGCCCUGAUUACCAAGGCUAUCUCUGUGUACGACAAGAGGGUGAAGGAUGUAGUGGCGGGACAAGAUCAGGCAGGGACGACACACACAUUCGACCCGGCGAUCUACUGUAAACUGGGACAUCUCCUGCUACUGACAGAACAGUUUGAGAAAGCUCUGUCAGCUUAUCAGAAGUUUUACAGUUUGCAGCCAGAGUAUUGGAAGGAUGCUCCCUUUCUGUAUGGCUUAGGAAUUGUCUACUUCCAUUUCAAUGCCUACCAACUAGCCAUCAAGUCUUUCCAGCAAGUUUUGUAUGUGGACCCAGGUUUUGCGCAGGCUAUAGAAGUGCACGUGAGACUGGGGUUGAUGUUCAAAGUCAUCGCUAAGUACGACGCUAGCCAUAAGCAUUUCCGCUUAGCUCUUUCUGAUUCUACUCAAGGAACUUUAUCCAAACCUGAAAUCCGCUUUCACAUUGCUCAUUUACUGGAAGUUCAGGGCAAGUAUAAACAGGCUAAAGAAACAUACGAACGUUUUGCAAAAGAAGAUGAUGUUCCCAACACUAUUCGAGCGAGUGCAUUAAGACAGCUCGGUUGGUUGUAUCACACGGUGGACCAGUUUGGGGAGAAAGGUCAGAGGGAAACGCUUGCCAUCCAAACUCUGCAGAAAUCUAUAGAAGCAGACAACAGUAACGCAACCUGGUAUCUUCUGGGCAGAUGUUUCUCCAGCCUGGGGAAGGUGCAUGAUGCGUUCGUAUCUUACAGGAACUCCAUUGAGAAGUCUGAGGCCAGUGCUGACACUUGGUGUUCUAUAGGCGUGCUGUACCAGCAGCAGAGUCAGCCUAUGGAUGCGCUUCAGGCCUACAUCUGUGCUGUACAGUUAGACAAAUCUCAUACCGCGGCCUGGACAGACCUGGCCGUGCUCUACGAGACCUGCGACCAGCCCCAUGACGCUCUCACAUGCUACAUUAAUGCUUCUAGAGGCUCAGUCAAUAAAAAUAUAACAACGAGAAUUAAAUUUCUUCAGCAGCAAUUUAGUAAUAUACCAAUGCAACAUUUUCCCAAAAAAUCCAAAACCCUGCCCAGCAUUGAAGAAGCCUGGCGAUUACCCAUUCCAGCAGAAGCUCACCUCCCGCCAAGGCGCCAGCAAUGCGCAACAGCUUCAACAAACACCUCAGUCACAUGCCCCCAAACCCAUGAUGCCCUCUCAACCCACAAUGCCACUUACCAAUUUCGUGGCCGGAAUGUCGCCUCCCACAACACCAGCGGAGAAAACCAAGAAAAAGAAAAAUCGGAAACGGUUGAUUUCGUGUCCUCUUGCACAAAGUCUUAUGUCAUGUUUGUGAUUUGCCAGGCAUCCAAUGAGCCUGCUGAUCUGCCUAUGCCACCUGCACAGCCUCAGCCUCCUCCCCCGGCAUACCUGACACAGGAACGCAUGCAGGUGCUCAAUUAUCUGCAAAAUCAGACUAACUUAAAUCCUCAAGAAGAGCAACUGCUGCGUGAUCUCCAGCAACAGUAUUCCGUACAACAACAACAUCAGCAACAUAUGAAAAUGCAGCAGUUGCAACCAGGCCAGCAGCAGUUUGGAAUGCAGGACACAUCGGGUGGGGCUGGUCCUGGGAACAUGCAUAAUGCAGCUCACAUGGGUGCUCCCCCGUACCCACAUCACAACCCUAAACUAUCUCCACGCGGAACUAUGCAUGCACCUGGUUUUGCUCAACCACGCCCGGGAUUUUCCGGGCCCAAUAGUACGGGGUCCCCCUUAAUGAGCCCCGUAGGAAAUCCUGAAGGGUUCCCCCAAGGUGGGCCCUUCUCCAGCGUGGGACAGUUUGGCCAGAGUAAGCAGUUCAGUCAGCAAGAGAUGAUACCAGGGCACCCAAGCCCUACAGUAGGGAUGGGCGGGCGUAUGCCUGGGCCGGGGUCAGGUCUGCCACAGGUGCACUACCUUGGGGGACCUCACUCUGCCCGACUGCCCCACCAAAAUGCGGACCUUCACCUCAACCCGUCGGCCGUGCGCGGCGGUGUGCCUUUCAGCACCUCUCACAACCUACCUCAUGCAGCUGCGGGCAACAUUCCAUACAGCAUGGCCUCCGGUACGCACGGAGGAAGUGGGCCUCACCAAGUGGGCGCCAAACCACCCAUGUCCUCACCGACCGCACUGCCAUCAUCCUCUGCACUUUUCCACAGCAUGACAGCGGCCAGCCAACAGAACGCGUUUAGCAUGGCAUCCAGAGGCCCCACCCCUUCUUCCGGUCACAUGACCAUGAAGCAUAAUUCAGGUGUGCCUGAGCUGCCUGGAGACAUGAGUUUGCCAAAGGAUUUGCAGAACAUCAACCCGACGAACAUGAGCGACCAGGAGUUGGCUGAUAUCGCAACGUCGCUCGCUGAGGACGCCGCGGGCUCGCUAGCUGAGGAUCUCCUGGCCCAGUUCGUCCAUGGCCCUGGAAACGACCCCAAAGUGGAAUCUUCGGGUCAGGUUCUCCCCAACAUCUCCAGCGCUGGAGGAGUCGGAAUGUUUACGAGGGACAAAUCAUCGCUUUCUCAAGCACUCUUUAGUGGUUCUACUGCUGUAUCAGGGGCAGGGAACUCCGUCCAGACAAGCUCUGGUGGGAACGCCCUUACCCCGCAUUCCUCCACCCCUCAGGAUAUAAGGAGUUCAGGGAAUGCUGCUGCUAGCGUAGACUUUCCUGCCCGCAGAGACUCUCUACAGAGCAGGCUAAUGGGGCCUCUCCCCCCAAACAGUUCCUCAUCAUCAUCGUCAUCAUCAGCUGUUAUAAAACAUGAAGUCAUCAGAAAACCUCACUCACCUAAAUUAUCUAUAGACAUGUGCGGAGAGGAAAUCAUCACAUUGUGUAAAGGGCUAGGGAAGGGAGGUAGCCACAGUAUGAUAUUAUAUGACAGGUGUCCACCUCGUCCCCCCAGUCCACCAUUCCCUCCAGUGCCGAAGGAACAGCUAAACCCUCCUACCCCCAGCGUUUAUUUGGAGAGUAAAAGAGACGCCUUCUCACCAGAGCUCCAGCAGUACUGUUACAGUCAGCCGUGUGUUGUGAUACGAGGACUGGCCGGGGCACUUAAGCUAGAUCUAGGACUGUUUUCAACCAAAACUUUAGUGGAGGCCAAUCCAGAGCAUCCUGUAGAAGUCCGUACACAGAGGCAGCAGCCCCCAGACGAGAACCUUGACCCUAACGGGAUGAGGGUGUGGCACUGUGAGAGUAGCCGUUCACACACGACCAUCGCCAAGUAUGCUCAGUAUCAGGCCUCCUCAUUCCAAGAGUCCUUACGGGAGGAAGCAGAGAAAGCUAAAGGGAAUAUCGUGAAGGAAUCUGACAGUGAUUCAAACUCCUCGGCAGCAUCUAAAGGGAGGAAGAAGUGGAAGACAAUUAGAUUUGGAACAAAUGUUGAUUUGUCAAAUGAGGCUAAAUGGCGUCCCCAGUUACAAGAGCUGACCAAGCUACCAGUUUUUACACGGUUGAUGUCAGCUGGUAACCUGCUGAGUCAUGUAGGCCACACAAUACUGGGCAUGAAUACCGUGCAGUUGUACAUGAAAGUCCCAGGAUCAAGGACACCAGGUCAUCAAGAGAACAAUAACUUUUGUUCUGUGAACAUCAACAUAGGCCCCGGGGACUGUGAGUGGUUUGGGGUCCCCGAACAAUACUGGGGUCUCAUUCACCAGCUUUGUGAGAGGAACAACACAAACUACCUGACUGGAUCGUGGUGGCCCAUUCUUGAGGAUCUGUACGAGGAAGACAUUCCUGUGUACCGUUACAUCCAGAAACCUGGAGAUCUCGUCUGGAUCAACGCUGGCACCGUGCACUGGGUACAAGCCAUUGGCUGGUGUAACAACAUAGCCUGGAACGUGGGACCAGUAACCAGUAAACAGUACCAGGUAGCCAUUGAGCGUUACGAGUGGAACAAACUGGAAGGCUACAAGUCCAUAGUGCCAAUGUUACAUUUAUCAUGGACGCUUGCACGGAACCUCAAAGUCUCCGAUCCCAAGCUUUUCGAACAACUCAAGUAUUGUUUGAUGCGGUCCCUGCGUCAGAUGCAGAUGACACUGGACUUUGUUGAGGAUUUAGGACUGAAAUUGAAGUGGCAUGGCCGUACCAAGGACGAGGGAGCUCAUUACUGUAAUGAGUGUGAGCUUGAGGUCUUUAACAUCCUGUUUGUGACAGAACAGGAUCGUAAACAUGUGGUGCAUUGCCAGAGCUGUGCGCGGAAAAUCAACAGCCGUCUGGAGGGCUUCGUCGUGCUCAACCAGUAUCAUCUAGAAGAUCUCAUCGACGUUUAUAACAACCUUCAACUUCACACGGGACCACCUGCCCUGGGCAGCUGAUACCCCAUGGACACCUUCAGGAGUUUGAUACUUUGUACCAAGACUAGUUUUAUUACCACUUUAUCCAUCAUUUUAUACACCUAACAACGAAGAAGCCUGAAUUUCCAUCUCCGGAACACCUUACAGCAUCUACUCGGGAAUCAUUUACAGAGACCUCGUCCAAUGGUUUGGCAGGACUGAGUUUGACUACUGUAUCUAUGCAAGUCAUCGUCAUUCUAACUUAUACAUCAUUGAUAUCACUCAUAUCAACCAACUUCAAGUUCAGGGGAUGAAGAAGGACAAAAAAAAAAAAAGCACAACAACCUUGCCUUUUAUUGCAACUCUACUUCAUCCUGAUCGUCAUGGAUACAAAGAUGGCCGACAUGGGUUAUGUUACAUGUGCCCAACUGGCUCAAUAUAGAAUCGCUCAUCUUCAUUACAACAUCGUGAAACUUGAUAUUCCCAGAGCCAAUCCACUGCCGAAGACUAUUGGGUUUUUUGUUUGUUUUUUUACACCACUAAGGAUUCCAACACAAGGCAAACCUGAGGAUGGAAAAUGUCCACAGCUUGAUGCUGCCAUUUUCAAAGACAAAUACAGUCUUCAGCCACAACUAUUCGGAGUUGCGAUUGGUUGUAAAACUACCAUAAUUUUUUUAUUAUAUGUAUUACUUAAUAUAACAAUUAUUUUUCACCCUCGUUUUUUGGAUGUUUACAACUUUAUUGAUCUCAUGGAAUGUGAAACACUACAUCAACAACACUUGACCUUGGUGCCCUUUGCAAACAACAAAAGCGCCAUCUAUAGUAAUGACAGUCCAUCAGUCAUGGGAGGUAACCCUGGCUGAGUAUAUCCAAUACCAGGAUCUCAAGUAGGCAUAUAUUGCUGUGGAUACCAGGUGACUCCAAAAAGAAAAAAAAGACAACAGGCAGUUGGAGAAAAUUGCCAUUGUACAAAACUCCAUUGUGUGUGUGGCUUGUUUCCAUUGUUACCUCUUGUAUAGUCCUUGUCUGUGCAGAUUUGUAAGAUAAAUUUUGUGUCUAUCUUCAUCAUAAUAUUAUAUAGAGGUUAGCCUUCUUUGGCUUUCAGCCAUUUCCUUUUCUCCUUUUGUAAUGUGCGGAGGGUUCAUGUAAGUCAGUGCUGGUUGUUUUUUUUUUUCUCCAGCUGUCUGGCGGGGGAGGGGGAGGGGGGAGAGCUUAAUAAUA
Molecule: messenger RNA, 5697 nt
Organism: Liolophura sinensis
Lineage: Eukaryota; Metazoa; Mollusca; Polyplacophora; Chitonida; Chitonidae
Product: histone demethylase UTY-like
Biological process (GO): regulation of gene expression
Cellular component (GO): MLL3/4 complex
Molecular function (GO): histone H3K27me2/H3K27me3 demethylase activity; chromatin DNA binding; RNA polymerase II cis-regulatory region sequence-specific DNA binding
Source: RefSeq, a predicted model, not a curated record